AUAAAAAUGGGUGGCAAAUUUGAAAUCUCAAAGGAACUUGAACACCCGGUCAAGAAGGAAGAUCUGGUUGACCGUAAGCCUGAGUGGAGGGAUAUCUUGCCAUAUUUCACAUCAGUUAUCUUUGUGGUAUCAAUCCCAAUUGUAUAUCAUAUUACAGGCUAUCAUCUUCUGCCAAUAUGGAUAGGCUAUGCUGUACUUCCUUUCAUAGAUCUUGUUGCCGGAAAUGAUAACUCCAAUGUUUCCAAGAAGUUUGAAGAGGCAUUUGAAAAGGAUUGGAGAUUUUUGAUCCCGAUGUAUACUUUAUUCAUCUGAGAUUUCCUAAUUUACAUCUGGGGAGUGUAUUUAAUCGCCUUUAAAGAGCCUGAGAUAACUAAAGAGAUGAUAAUUAUUAUGUUCUGUAUGGCUCAUUCGAGUGGAUUCACUGGGUUAAUGGGCCACGAACUGUUUCACCGAAGGUUCUGGCUACACAAACUUGUUGGUACUAUCUCAAUGUGCAAAUUUUUCUAUGGUCAUUUUGUGAUGGAGCAUUGUGCAGGCCAUCAUAUCAAUGUUGGCACAGUGGAAGAUCCUGCUACAGCAAGAAGAGGAGAGAGUUAUUAUAAAUUUCUGUUUAGGAGUUCUCUCUCUGGAAUUAAAGACGCUUUUAAUAGAGAAGUUGAAAGAGCAGAGAGAUGGGGACAUUCAGGCUACGGACUUUAUAACAAAGUCAUCUUUUUAACCGCAUGUCAGACCUUUUGGAUUUUGCUAAUGAUAUAUUUUUUUGGUCAAAGAAUGAUUCUUUUGCAUUUAAUUUAUAUCCUCCUUCCAAUUGCUUUAUUAGAAGGUGCAAAUUAUGUUGAGCAUUAUGGGAUAGAAAGGAAAAAGAUUAAUAAAAAUUAUUACGAAAGUAUUAAUCACUUACAUUCUUGGAAUACUCCUCAAAAAGUGACUAAUUAUCUCUCUUUCAGGCUCCAGAGGCAUUCUGACCACCAUGUUCAUAGUUACAGGCCUUAUCAAACUUUGAGAUCUUAUGAAGUAUCUCCUCAGCUUCCAUUUGGCUAUGAAACAUGAAUCACAAUGUCAUUAAUCCCAAGUCUUUGGUUCAAAGUAAUGAACCCAAAAGUUGAUGCAUUAAACCUAGGCAAAGUUGUAAACCCUAAAAAAGCUGAAAAGAAUGCCAGAAUUGGGCACUAUUUUGUUAUUAUCAAAGGAAUAGUUCUGACUGCUGUCUUCCUGAUAAUAUCAAAUAUUUAGUAGAAAAGCAACAAUUUGAUUCUCAA
Molecule: messenger RNA, 1259 nt
Organism: Moneuplotes crassus
Lineage: Eukaryota; Ciliophora; Spirotrichea; Euplotida; Euplotidae
Source: the annotation of a GenBank genome assembly